AAAAUGUUAACAUUCACUUCUUCACUAUUAUUGUUAUUAUUCCUUCUGAAUAAUCAUUGUGAUGCAUCUGAUUAUUAUUCCUAUUCGUAUUCUUAUUCAAGUUAUCAAAGAAAAUAUUUUGACCCAGCUGUUGCAACUUUUACAAAACGACCAACUGUUGGUGAAGUUUGGUUUACGCCACAAGGUGAUAAAAUGUAUCUGAAUGGAAGUGUUGCUGGACUUCCACCGAGACACAUACUUGGUGUACAUAUUCAUCAAUUUGGUGGACUAGGUGAUAUGUGUCUAGAAGCUGGACCUCAUUUCAAUCCAUUCCAACAAGUUCAUGGAUCACUUGAUGGCUAUCCAAGACAUGCUGGUGAUUUAGGCAAUAUACCAGUUGGCCGAAAUGGUGUAAUGAUAUUUAAUCUUGUUGUCACUUUGGAAGGACUACUGAAAUAUGAUGGAUUUAUUGGUCGAGCUCUAGUUAUCCAUGCAAAAACAGAUGAUCUUGGUAAAAAAGGAGAUGAAGGAAGUCGAACAACUGGUAAUUCAGGUCCUAGAUUAGCUUGUGCUACAAUAGGAUUUCGUGCUACCUAA
Messenger RNA from Trichobilharzia regenti, 576 nucleotides. NCBI's taxonomy places the organism in Eukaryota, Metazoa, Platyhelminthes, Trematoda, Strigeidida, Schistosomatidae. The record is from the annotation of a GenBank genome assembly.